AGCUACUUGUAUGUUUUUCUAUUAAAAUGCAUAAAGCUUCAUUUUUAACACUGCUCUGUACCGUGUGAAUUCUGUCACAGCAGUGGAGGCGGAUUCUGGCUGUUUGUUUUAAGAGGUGGGGGUGAGGGAAUAUCCAAAGGAGUUCAAACGCGGACAGCACGACUUCUGCAGCAGUGCAUUGGGUCGUGCCGUUAUGUGCCUGCGAGGGUCAGUUGUUCAGAGGUGAAUUCUGCUCUUGCUCAAGCAACAGUAAAUCAGUUUUGCAUCAGUCUACAUCAGCUUUAUAAAAGCAGAGCAAGAAUAAAAUUUAGCCCAUGUAUGCCCAUUACUGUAGCUUAUUUCAAAGAGUGGUGCUUUGGUCAAGGUGCUGCUUGCUUUUUUAAUGAAAAUGGAAUUUUGUCAGCAACAUUAUUUUUUGGAGAAUGAGCCUCCUUUGGGCCAUUUGCCUUGAUACAAAUAACUAAAAGAAAAAUCAACUUAAAAAUAAUUAUUAUAUGUGGCCCUCUAUGAGCAACCUUGGUUGUGACAGCGGGCAAGGGCAGGCUGCUCUCUGUUCUGGAGUUCAUCUUGGGGAUGUUCUCUUGAAUGUUCAGGGCUGGAGACCUCCUUUGGACGAGGAACUGGCCCUUUUCACAAGGCAACUGUUUAUCUCUCAGGAACACGAGAUCAUGAGAGGAGUGGGAAAUCCACAUGUGGCUUUAGCACACACCAAAUGGCAGAGAGGCUUGCUUCAAGGAAGAGUAGCAUGUGUGACAUGUACGCGUGGUCCUGGGGAUGUAGAAGAUAAAUAUCUGGGUGCUGGUGAGCAAUGCAGACGCUUUUCUCCUUGAGCAUUUCUGUGAACAGCAGCAUGCUUUUGCAAGUGAUACUGGGAUGUGUAAAAGCGUGUCCUAAAGCUUGUCAAAAUGCCUCAGUUUUUAGGGCUGGAUCUGUUCAUCUCAUCCUUCCACGCACCAAAUCCUAAAGCAGCCUAGGUGGGAGCUGUGUGAAGGCUUCCUUACUGGCCCAUUACAUGGAGAGGCUUCUUCGAAGUGCCUGGUGACGUACAUGGCCGGGGGCAGUGGUUGGAUGUGGUGGAACAAGUCUCCUUCCAUGCUAGGACUGGACUUCUCAAACUCUGAAGUUGUGACCUUGGUCACCUCAGAAGGUGCUGCCGCCUGCCCUUGGCAGUGCUUCCUUCUGGCGGGCUACCUCGUGGGCUUCUAGCAAACGAGGAAUGUUCUCUGUUAAAAUGUGUUUUCACUUUCAUAAAAAGUGUUGCGGAAAAAGCUCUGUGGCAGUACUGAUGAAGGAGAAUGAGUUGCAUUGGUUUUAUUUUUGGAGUUCGCUAAAUGUCUGCUAAAAUAUGUAAUGGUACUGGUACCACUCUAAUGAAACAGAUACCCAAGGAUGUGGCUGACAUUUUUAAUGAGCCCAGUGACAAUGAAGAUUUUCUGGGGUUCCAAGAUGAUGCUUCCAGACAGAGGUUGUUGUCAGAGGACGAAUAUGCUAGUUUUGAUUCCCUGGAGUCAGGAAAAAAGGGGGUUCAAUUUCAGUCCAGAUACCUUACUGAAGAACUGCGGAGGAUUUUCACUGAAGACACUGACUCUGAAACGGAAACGUUUGAAGGUUUUGCUUCAAGCGAGGUGGAUGUAAACAAGAAGGGAGUUCUGGUGGUGGAGUCGGACCUGAGUGAUGAAGAACAUGAGAAAUUAUUAGCUAGUGAGGGAGAAGAGGAGGAAGAGGCAAAGAAGGAAGUUUCCCCCAAGAGAAGAAGCUUUGGCCUUCGUGUUGCCUUGCAGUUUCCCACCAGAAAGUCGUCCGAGAAAAAAGUGCCUGAACAGGGUUUUUCUAACUUACCUCUGAAGGACAGCGAGUCCCUUACACCUCUUUCAAAAGAAAUAAGCUGCAAGCAGUGGGACAAACUAGAGGGCUCUGCUUCAGAGUCUGAAGAAGACAUUAAAGAAACACAGGAGGAAAGUUCCAGUGCUCUGCUUAAGAGAGCCAUGAAUAUUAAAGAAAAUAAAGCCAUGCUUGCUCAGCUGCUGGCAGAACUGAAUUCCAUACCUGACCUAUUCCCGGUGAAAACGCCCACCUCUACUCCUCCGAAACAGAAGAAGAUCCCAAGGAGGACACUUUCUGAAGGCCAGAUAACACGUCGCAUGAACCCAACCAGGAAUGCUCGUCCACCAGAAAAAUUUGCCUUGGAAAAAUUUACUGUGUCGGCUGUCAAAUUUGCAGAACACUUCGAUACCUACAGUCAACAAAACCUCCUGAAGAAGAGACUCAGUGUGCAGGGGGAUUGUGGAGUGCGCAAAAGGAGGAGAUCAUCAAAGUACUCGUCUCACCGUCCAGUAGAGGAUAUUACUGAGGAGGACUUGGACAACAUUGCAAUCACUGUUAAAGACAAGAUCUAUGACAAAGUUCUAGGUAGUACUUGCCACCAGUGUCGACAAAAGACAAUUGAUACAAAGACAGUCUGUCGCAACCAGGGCUGUGGAGGAGUAAGGGGGCAGUUUUGUGGACCGUGUCUUCGAAAUCGAUACGGGGAAGAUGUGAAAUCAGCACUGCUUGAUCCAGCCUGGAUCUGUCCUCCUUGUCGUGGGGUGUGCAACUGCAGCUACUGCCGCCGGCGGGACGGGCGCUGUGCCACGGGCAUGCUCAUCCACUUGGCCAAGUUCUGUGGCUACAACAACGUUAAGGAGUACCUGGAAAGUUUACAAAAACAACUGGCGGAUGACAAUUGAGAACACUGAAUUCAAGCUGUGUCUGCAACUGGUCAAUCUGCUGACAAAUUUUAACUUUGAAAGGAUAUUACUAUGUUUUAUAUAAGAUAGAAUUGUAGAGUAUAGUAUAUGCUUUUCUGUGUUACAAACUUUUUGAUUUAUGUGGUCUUAUGCAAAAGAUCUCUCAGGAAAAUGUUUUGGUAGAGAAAUCUACAUGCACAGACCUAUACAUUAAAUGAAAUGGCACUCUUGAACCUUGAGUGGUUAAUUUUUAAUAGAGCUACACAGCCACGUGAUGGAGAACUUGAUCAAUCUGAGCAAUAUUUUUAUUUAUGUAAUUGUGCGAGUUUGCAGAAAGGGUGUUUAACAACUCCCGAUAAAGCGUACCCUGUCUUUAAAGAAACAAAAAUCCCCUUGUGUUCCAACUUGAACAUAAAGAUUCAGUUUUCCAAGAUUCAGUUUUCCAACCUUUGCAUUCUGAACCUAUUCCUCCACCUGUAGUUUGUGGAACUUGUCCCUGCAAAAAAGGGAAGGGUACUUUUUAUCUGAAUGCUAUUAUAUUCCAGCCAAAGCCGAUGCAACCUACCUGUGGGAGGAUGAUUUUUUUUAUUCCAAAGUGCAAUUAAUGACUGAAACAUGAAAGUGAAAGUGUUUUGUAAAAAAAAAAAAAAAUUAAAAAUUUUAAACAUCAUCCCA
Athene cunicularia (burrowing owl) is the source of this 3401-nucleotide messenger RNA. It is a transcript of the gene CDCA7L, whose product is annotated as cell division cycle associated 7 like. The coding region runs from base 1332 to 2726 and encodes 464 amino acids. NCBI's taxonomy places the organism in Eukaryota, Metazoa, Chordata, Aves, Strigiformes, Strigidae. The record is from RefSeq and is a predicted model, not a curated record. Gene Ontology annotation, biological process: regulation of DNA-templated transcription. The transcript is spliced from 10 exons. Gene Ontology annotation, cellular component: nucleus.